AAAAAUUUUCUUAAGAAAGUGUAGGGAUUUAGUGUCUUGCUCGGCCAUGCAAAUGCAGGGAUGGUGCUCUGCAACGCUUUGGCAGUGCUUGCCUGACAGACUCGGGGUUUGCUCUUGAUUUCACCGUGGCUGUUCAGUACUGUGAGCAGAGUGUUGCCUCUCUCUGCAGAGGAAUCAUGACACUGGCUUUCACUGUAGCGUUCUGGUACCUGCUGGUGAAAGUGUGUGAGAACUUAAGUUUUCCAGUAACUCCGUUUCAGCCUGUACUGGCUGGCUUUAGUUUCUGAGCAAACUGGGGUUUCCUGCAUCUUUAUGAGGUAAUGUAACAAAGUUUAAAAUUGUUGUGUAGUCUCCACUACUGUAACAGAUUCUGUAUUUGAGUCUAAUGGAAGUGAAGCAGACUGACUUUCAAAGCUGUUUUCCAAUGAAGAAUAAGACACAUGCACCUUUUAUUGUAUGCUUGCUUUACUUCACUGUUCAAGUUCUGGCCAAACUGUCUAUAUUUCUUUUGAUUCCCCUGGGCACUUUUUUAAGCUGAGUUCAGACUUUCCCAAAGCCUAACACACCUUGUGAAUUAAAUCUAUAUGGGGUUGUUUGUGAGUGGUUAGCAUUUGGAGGAGUGACCAUCUGAAAUCCUGUUUUGUGAAGAAAGGAACUAAUUGCUUCCAUAGCUGUUUAUUUUGAGAAACAUGGUAGUUUCCAUAAGUGUUGUGUUACUCUGUUAUUAGACUACUAGAAAGGUAACUUAGUUCUCAUUUAGGGGCUUUUUUGGAUGGUUUUUGAUUCAGGAAUCAGCUAUACCAGAGACUGUUCAGAACAGUACUGAGCUUAACAAAAGUAUGGACAGAGGGAGUUUGCACGUAAACACAGGCUUGUGCUAGCUGGUUUUAAUCAUGCUGGCAGUUUUAUGUACCUGUUAGAGGUGAAUCUAACAGAAUGAGGUGUUGAACUGAGUUGGAAAGGGUUUUGAGAUGACUGUAAGUGUAAAAGAUGCCAUAAAUAAAGUGCAUUUUAUCCCACUGGAGAAGCUGCAAGCAAAAUGAAACAUGAUGCUGCAACAGAAAUAUUACCAGAAUUUUCUGUUGUGCUGUAGCAUCUCUUAGGAUCUGCAUAUCAACUCUUUGCUAAUCUUCCAUCUGAGUCCAUGACAGUCACUUGCUCUGAGAUAUCAGAACUUUGUGUUUAUAUGCAGCAAUCUCUCUACUUGUACUCUCCAGUGUGUCUUAAGUUUUAAAUAUAUUCGAGUGAGCUUAGAAACAAAGAGUACAAAUCAACUUAAGCAAAGAUUAUUGUUUGGUGUAUUCUUCUAUGGAUAAUAAUAAUAUGGAUAAGAAUUCAGCUUUGUAGUUCUCUGGAAACCAGGAGUUCACAAAAGAAGAGUGUAAGUAAGAGUGAUUUAGGAAAUGAUCUUUUUGACACAACAAGUACUUGAACAGUAAGUCUGUGCUUGUUUAAUGUUCCAUUCAAGGGAAGCUUCAAAAGAAAGCUUCGAAAAACUAUCACUUUAUGUGAUCAAGCAGUUACUUGCAAUUUUACCACCAACCUUGAAGCCUAUUGCUUUGUGUCAUUAAUUUCUUCGGUUUUAGUUAACAGUCAUGUCUUUGCAAAUUACUGCUAUGAGGUAACAUCUAGGUGAUCAGAUUCAGGAGUAACAUUUUCAACAGUUUUCUGCUUACUGUAGUGCUCUGAUUUAUGUAAUAAAUGUUAUGGUAAAGAGCUUUUAAACAUUAGUUCUAUGUACUGCAGCCAAAGUUUAGAAAAAUCUAGUUGGUACAUAAAGACUUACUUUAUAUAUCAUUUCCAUUAAGCUCCAAGUGUUCCUUUAAGUAUCAAGUAGAAACAUUCUCCCAGUCAUCCGUUCUGUGGUUUAAAGGAGUUGUUUUAAAUUUAUAUAUGUCUAUGUAAGUCUAUGAUUUUAGUGAGUAAAUUCCAUGGAGAAGUGUGUCAUUAGGUAUAUUUUCUGUCACCGGGAGGAUGCCUGCAUGGCAAAACAGACUGCAUGUAUGAGCUGAAAAUACACAAGAUUCUAUUUUUAUUAUUCAAUGUGUGUGUUUCUGGGAAAACCUUUAGUGCAAUUGAUUUUUAAGUCUAUAAAAACCAGUGGUAUCUGAUUGUCUCACCUGAGGUAAAUAUAAAUAAUUUAGUCUCCUUCAUGAUUCUUCAUGAUUCAGAGUUCCUGAGAAGAUGGCUGCUUGAAUUCAGGAAGAAUUGAUGCAAAACCCAGUGCUACAUAUCUACAUAGUACUGCUUAUAUUAUUAUAAGUGGUUGUAGUUCUCCAGUUGGUGAGAGAGUUGCCUUUUUGUUCUUCUUUUUGUUUUUUUUUUGUUAAAUGACUGCGAUAUUAAAAUGUGUUUUCUAGCCAUAGGGAAGCUUGCUGUACAUGGGGGACCCUGUGUCCCCUGCAUAAGGGCAUCCAAGGGCACUGUAUGUUGACUUUCAAAAGAGAAUAUAAUACUUUACUGUUAUGAGAGGUAUAAACUGGUAAAAGAGGAUGUGAUCUGUUUCUGCCCUCUUUUCAAAGAUUAUUUAAAGAGAAAUAAAAUAUUUUGAAAUGCCCCUAGACUGUGUCAUUAUCUGGUGGCAGUUUUUCCUUUGAUACCACCAGCAUUAGUUGUUGUGGCUGCUGCAGUCUGAAGACUAAGGCAAGGGCAGACUGAAAGGAGUGAGAGUGAUAAAGAUUUUUGCCCUAAAACUUCCUUGAUCACAGCUGAUAGGGUUACCUCCUAGGUUAAAAUUCUCUUGAAUGAUGAUACAUUUUUGCAAUGAUGUCUUCUCACAGAUGGUGUAAAUUGGGUGACUACUGAUUCCUAAAAAAUGCAAGGGAGGAGUGCACUGAUUUAUACUAAUACUUGAUUCUUUUCUUGCUUUUUCUCUGUAGUCAGAGCAGUGAUGUAUGGAGUAUCCAUUCUUGGUGUCAUGGAGCACUUUUUUUUGUUUUGCUCUUAAUUUUCAUUAUGGUCCUCCUAACUUCUCUAUGUAUUUCUGUUUUCAGACAUAUGCUACAACAGUAACGAUUUGUAACGUGUGUUUUUUCCCCAAGGAACUGCUGUUGCUGAGCUAACUAAAGAAAAUGCAAGGGAUCUUUUCUCACACCUUUGUGUGAGUUAAAAUAAACGUAAUUUGUAUCAUUCACCUGUCUGUGAGAACAGUGAAUCACACACCAGUGAGGGAAUGAAAUGAAACAGGUGCAGACUUAGAAGCAGAAACUAAUACGCCGUUGGCAGAGACACAGCUUCGUGUUGUAGUUAUAUGAUGCUUCCCUGCUCUACUGUAUGAUGUCAGGAAAAUUAAAUACCCAAUGUGUUUUGUCACCAUCUAUUCUUGGGGUUUUAAGUGAAAUAAGAGCUUUCAUAGAGCAUAAUUUCUAAAGUAAGUUUCUUCUGAAAUCUGAUGAGAAAUGUUAAACGCAUGUCACUCUCACGUUCACAGGUUACUCCCAUGAACGCUUUUGUUUGAAGACGUAGGGCUGCGAUCCGCUGCUGGUAAAUUGGUGCUAUGGUCUGCACUUGCUGCAUAAGACCCCGAUGAAUAAAUGUAACGCAGACGCGAAGAGAAUUGAUACGGCUCUUUUGAGUGUGACUGGAUCAUCUACAGAAAUAGAUAGGAGGCUCCACACAGAGCCCUGCUAAGACUUAGUGAACUUGGUGUCUGGUUCUGGCCUGGGCUUUAAAACUAGACAGCCCUCAGCCAAUUUCUUGGAUACGUAAUAUUUCUGAAAACCUUAAACACUUUGAUCUGCUUAGGCAGGAAGGUUCAGAGAGAACCAGUUCACAGAUGGGUGCCCAGAGCUGGACUUGAAUGUUGCAGGACCUCAACCUAACAUUACACUGUCCCACAGUCAGGGGUGGAAGCUAAAGCAAGACAAAACAAUGACAGUACCUACAAUUUCUGUGGUUUGUCUUAGUCCUCACUGCCCCCCAGAUGCUUAAGUUAGCGUAAUACAAAUAAAAUUGUCCUGAUUCUGGACUACUGUACUGAGGUCUUGGACCUGAAGGGUACAGGUUACCUCCGUAUGUGCUGAAAUACCAUGGGAGGUGCUGGACAUGACCUCUGACUACACAUUAAUUUUUUUUUUUUUCACCUCUGCUAGUUUUAUAAAGAAUCGUUGGGUGAAUUAAAGUAGUUACAUUGUCGUUGCUUUGGGAAGCAAAGCUUCCUUAUGCCUCUCUGGUUAACUGCAGGGAUAAUUGUUUUCUAGAACAUACAGUGGAUGCAUCCAAAGUUACUUUUAUGUUUUAGAGUACCUUUCUGCUUCAGUUUAAUGCUACUCACCUCACACCAAGAAAAAAGGGUUUAGGGAGAUAUUUUGACUUGGAAGAAGCUGUCAGAAAACUGUGGGGGUUCUCAUUGGCCUUUUCAAACUGUAGUGAUCUUCCAGGACUGUUUCAGAAAUACUCCAACCAUAAAUCAUAUUGUCUUAAAAGAGCUACUGGCCUGACAGCAUCAAUAAGUAAUUGAGUACUGUUAUGGUACAAUACACCGCUGAACAAGAUUUUGGUUAAUUCCACUGGAAUUUGAUUAUGGAACUGCUAAUUUGAUUCUGUAUACAAAUAAAAUAAUACCUCUUGUGUAUGGGAAUAUAACCCAAAGAUGACUUUUAUCUUCUAGUGACACUGGGGAUUUAUGUGAAUAAAUAAGAUCAUUCUUCUAACCAUUAUUCAUCAAUAAAACAUUGCCAGUGGUGCCUGCUUCUCUGACGUGUGCCAUGCCCAGCUGCUUCCCCGUGCCUUGUCUUCCCCAGCCCGUGCAUGGCACUCGGUGUGUCUGCUGCCGACCCCAGCAAAAUUGCUGCUGUCUCGGUGCCAUCCCUGCUCCAGCCCUCCUGCUCCCAGGUGGGGUGUUCAUGGGUAACCAUCAGUUCCAGGACCUCUUCAACUAGAGAUUUCAGAGUUUGGCUGGAAGCCAGAGAAGGGUUCCCUUCUGUCCGGUGCUGCCACUGUUCAAAUGCUUGUUAUUUAACUCCAGCUUUCUGUAGGUGUUCUCAAGAUCACAGGAGGCACACGUCUUCAGUGGAAGAAACUAAGGUGGAAAAGUAGUCACAAGUGUGUGCUGUAGCUGUUCACUUUUUUUAAGAGUAGAUGGGUGCAGAAACUCACUGUCCACUGUUUUCUGGGCUGUUUAGUGUACUUGAUCUGUUUGCUUUCAGAGCAAUACUGUGUGUUCCUUGAUCCCUACUUCUGGUUGUUACUGGUUUUCUGCUCUGCUGACAGCCAGACUUCUAGACCUUUAACUCUGUCAUCCUCUCCACUCUCUACCAGGAUUUGUGAUGUUUACUCCUAACAGUUUAAGGAAAAUAAGCUUCUUUGUUUUCCAAAAGAAAGAUGAAACACCUCUGAGAAUGAGGAUGCAGAAUUGCUUAUAGAUCCAUAAGCCUGUGGAGAUAAUUAGAUGUUCUGACACAGUUGUGAUGUGCAAAGAUCGCUGAGGAUCCCUUUCCCCUUGGUGUCCCUCUUGUCCUGGUUCUUGUGCCUUCUCUGCUACGUGCUCACAGUCCAUUUUCAUUGUGUGGCCAUGUCCUAGGAAGCACAAAUUCAUCUAGAGAUGCUGUGACCAAAAGAAUUAUUUUUUUCUCUCCAUGGUAAGGCAUAAAAUGUCCAUCUUCCUUCUACUCCGUUGCCUAUCCUUAUUUCAUUCUUUCUGUCUGGACUAGUGCUCGUGGUGACAGUUUGUAUUUUAAUAUUUUGUCAAGAACUAAGUUGCUGGAGUAAGAGCCCUUAGGGAAGUACGGGGUGAGGAGGAAGGCCACUUUCUAUAUAUGACAGACUUUCCAUACAUUCUAGACACAAAGGAGCAAUUUCUGGUGGGAAGUUUCUGGGUUCCUUAGCUCCAGGACCUGAAGUGAUGCAGGAAUGGUGAGCAGUCACUUCUGGGCCUGCUCUGGUGGUUUGUGCACGGUCCUCAGACAAGGUGACGUGCCUGUUCACUUCAGGUCAACAAAACUUCUUCCUCCACUUAGGAAAUAGAAGCUUAAUCAGGAAUGUCCUGAUGUUGCCUCUGUGCAUAGCUGGGCAGGCAGUGACCCGUGCUGGGUUGUCUGUGAGAGGGGUGUCCCCACUGCUGACGCUUGUGUCUUGCUCAUGGAGCGGGUGCAUCUGCUGGGACACGAGCAGGGAUGCUCAGAGCAACAAGGUCAGUCUUGCUGUUGAGCUACACCACUGUUAGAUUGGGGGGGGGUUGUUGUGAUGUUUGAUUUCUGACCGAGGUCUGAUUUGCACCAGCUCACAAGCUCCGAGUUGUUCUGUAGCUUUGUUAGCUGGAUGCUCGAAGUGUCCUGCCAAAGCUGUCCUUGUAGAGAUGCUGCGAUCGCACCGCUUCUGUUAACCACCUUUAGUCCUUAUUUCCCUCAUCAGAUGCAAGACUGUAUAAAUCAUCUUUUCCCCUGCUUUGACACAACUGUAAAAGCUCAAAUGCAGUCUGGUUUACCCAUUUUAAUCUAUGACACGUUGGUAACUUGCAGAACGUGUUUAUCAACUCUGAUAACCUGAUCUUGAAUGAUCUGUGCGAGUUUUUGACAGUUUUCUAAAUCAGACUUAACGUUAGUCAAGUCAGGGAGCUGGACAUCUUGUUUCUCUGCUGAAAAGAAGUUCCUUUUGUGGAGGUUCCGAAUGUGAGUUUUAAGUGACAGCUGAUACAGUUCCAGUUCUUCCUUGUAGGCUUUUUAUCAUAUUCCUACCUGUUGGUUUUGGCUUUGGAGUGCCUGAAUUUUCAUCAUUUGAUUUAAAUUGUUCAUAUGUCCCAUUACAGCAUGUAACAUAAGACAUUAAUAGGAAAAAACAAUCCACUAGUAUGUUGUGAUACAUUGGACAUGCUUCCUGCAUCAGAAGUCAAUGGAUGAUGUUGAGAUCUGUUUGUCCAAUUGGAAAAGCAGAUUACUCUUUACACCAGUAGAAAUGGACAGCAGCAGUUUCAUUCAGUUCGAUGUGCCCGAGUACAGCAACACUGUUCUGAGCCAGUUAAACGAACUCCGCUUGCAAGGAAAGCUAUGUGACAUAAUUGUGCAUAUUCAGGGUCAGCCAUUUCGAGCCCAUAAAGCUGUCUUAGCUGCCAGCUCUCCGUAUUUCCGUGACCAUUCAGCGUUAAGCACCAUGAGUGGCUUAUCAAUAUCAGUUAUUAAAAAUCCCAAUGUUUUUGAACAGUUGCUUUCUUUUUGUUACACUGGAAGGAUGUCCCUACAGCUGAAGGAUGUUGUUAGCUUUCUGACUGCAGCUAGCUUUCUACAGAUGCAGUGUGUCAUUGACAAAUGCACACAGAUACUGGAGAGUAUUCACUCUAAGAUCAGUGUCGGUGAUGUUGACUCUGUCACUGUUGGUGCUGAAGAAAAUGCAGAAAAUCGCAACGGAGUUAAGGACAGCAGCUACUUUGCCAAUCCCAUUGAGAUAUCUCCCCCCUAUUGCUCUCAGGUGCGACAGUCCACAGCAGGCAGCGAUCUUAGGAUGGAAACGACUCCAGGCAAAACUCUGCGUAGUCGUCUGCAAGAGGAAGGGCAUUCGGAUCGAGGAAGCAGCGGGAGCAUCUCCGAGUACGAGAUUCAGAUUGAAGGUGAUCAUGAGCAAGGCGACCUGAUAGUAAGGGAAAGUCAGAUUGCAGAGGUGAAGGUUAAAAUGGAGAAGUCCGACAGGCCGAGCUGCUCCGACAGCUCGUCCCUCGGCGACGACGGCUACCACACGGAGAUGGUCGACGGGGAGCAGGUGGUGGCCGUCAACGUUGGGUCCUAUGGGUCUGUCUUACAGCACGUUUAUUCGUUUACCCACGCCGCAUCGCAGGCUACAGGCGUGUCUGAAACCUUCGGGAGCCUGAGCAAUACGAGUCCUUCACGGUCGAUGCUGAGCUGCUUCAGAGGGGGGCGCGCGCGCCAGAAGCGGGUGUCUGCUGGGCACCUGCACAGCGAUGUCCAGGGCUUGGUACAGGGGGCCGACAGCGAGUCCAUGGUCAGUAACCCAGGAUACGAAAACAGCCCACGGGAGAGAAACACGAGAGGUCACUGGUAUCCGUACAACGAGAGGCUGAUUUGCAUUUACUGUGGAAAGUCUUUCAACCAGAAAGGGAGCCUUGAUCGGCACAUGCGGUUGCACAUGGGAAUAACUCCUUUUGUCUGCAAAUUUUGUGGGAAGAAAUACACCCGCAAGGACCAGCUUGAGUAUCAUAUUCGCGGUCACACAGAUGACAAGCCCUUUCGCUGUGAGAUCUGUGGAAAAUGUUUUCCUUUCCAGGGUACACUAAACCAGCAUUUGCGAAAAAACCACCCUGGGAUAACAGAAGUAAGAAACAGGGUAGAGUCUCCAGACAGAACAGAAGCGUUUGUGGAACAGAAAGUAGAUAAUGAUGCUUCAGCUUCUGAAGCAAUGGAUUCUAGUAUGGAAAUUCAUGCAAUGUCUAACACAUCCGAUUAAAAUGCUACAUUCAAAGUGCAACGCAAACAAGCACAUUACUAAUGUAUUUUUAAAAUCUUUUAUUCUUUUAGUAAUCUUCAGUACAACAGCCUUUUAAUUUUCCUGACCUAGCGGAAAUCAGUUUGAAAUGGUUUCCAGAGAAGACUACACAAGUAUUCUUUGUUUUUGAAGGAGGCUGGGUUGUUUGGUUGUUUUUGUUUUGUUUUUUUUUACUUUUGAAGAAGCGCAAAAUAUAAGACAGUGUGCUGGGGAAGGGAAGAGUCUGCUAAAGUGUCCCUACUGGUUGAUCUGGCGACACCCAAAUUCCAGUGGUGAAAGAUAUUAGAGUGAGAUUGGCAGCUCUGCUGGAAACACCAAGAAGCUGUAAUCUCCCUCAUUUUGUUUCUUAAAUCCUGUUGCUGGUAAUGAGUUACGCAGCAGUGGGUAGAGAGAAUAUUAUAGCUUGGAUUCCUUCCGUGUGUCAUGAUGAAAUCUGUUUGCUUUUACUAACUUUUUGGUAGGUAGUCUGUUUAUAUAUAUAAAUUUGCUUUAUAUAUAUAAAAUGCUUUCCUACUCCGGUUGAGGUGAAUGUCAAGGUUUAUGCCAUGUACCACUCUUUCGACUGCUAGGUCUCUUCUCUGCUUAGGAUUUAGGACUUCGGACUUUGGGAGGAUGGUUUUGGUUUUAAAAGAAUGUUGUUUGGUUUUCAUUUUAUUAGACUAUUACUUUGUGUGCAAAAGUGAGCAAAGUGAAUUACCUUGUUUUAAUAGCUUUGCUUUAUAACAUAUGUAAACCAAAUGCCAUAAAUCUAUUAAAUUAUGGUUAAAUUGUUGAGGGGUUUUGUUAGUUGUCUGGAAUGCAAGCUGGACAACCUGUGGUGCUGACCUUUUUAUAUAUAUAGAGAUAGAUAUAUCUAUAUAUAUAUAUAUAAAAAAAAUAUUAGCAAAUCUAAAAGUAGCAUUGUGGUUUUAAAUGUGUUUUUACUGGCCUCAGAAUCUACCUUCAUUUCGUACUGUAGAACCAUACCAGGUAAUUAAAUUUAACUUCAUCGCUCUUCAUGGUUGGUUAAAACCUGAGAGAGAUGUUGUAGUUUAAACUACAGUAUUUCCAAGCAGUGUUUUAAUAGGUCUCUACACAGAGAGCUGUUUUCAGGUGCACAUUGACUUCCUACUUAAACCUCCAAGUGAUACGUCAGCACUUGGAAUUUGUACUUUUUUUUUGUAAAAAAAAAAAAAAGAAAUACUCUAUGGGAAUUUCAAGCAAUAUAUCUGUUAUUUCAUGUGUGAGUAUUACAGAGUUGCUAUGGCUUCCCUACUAUUUUCAGUGGUUGUUUUCUGCAUAAAGGAACUACCAACAUCUUUACAAAUACUCUAAAUCUUUUUGUUUCACCAAAUGCUUUUUUAAAUAUGGUGCUAACUUCAUCAUUUAGGUCAGUAUAAUAUAUAAAAUGUGAAACAUAAUGGUAACAGUUAAGAAAAAAAAAAAAAAGACAAAAAAAAAAAAGCAACAACAAACAAAAAAAACCCACCCCAAACAAACCAACCACACAAAAAACCCCAAUAGCUUAAAAGACCUCAAAAGCAUGAACUGGCAGACACUACUGUGUAAAAUUCUACCUGAUGAACAGAAUGAAACUAAUCACAUGCUUCUUUAAAAUACAGGUUUUUAUAUAAUUGGGCCUUAUGUUUAUUUAGCAAAUAUUGAAAAUACAUCUGUAGACAUGCUGUUUAACUCCUGAAAUUCAGAAAAUAAAACUUUGUUCCUAAGUUACAGGAAAGCAAAAAGGUAGGUUUGCUAUCUUGUAAAGCUUUUUUGGCUCCUGAGAAGUUGGGGCACAUUUGUGCAGUAGCUUUAUUAAAUACACUAGUUCUUAAUAUUGUGACAGUCUGCAAUAAGAAUUAAUUCCACUAAAUAUGGAUUUACAGUAUGAACCCUGCCUGCUCCCUGGGAGCAGUUUCAGUUAAAUUGAGCCCGUAAUUUGCCUCUUUGUCCUAAAACUGCCCAAAUAAAGAGGCAGAGGGUGGGGAGAUGUUUCUCUCCUCAAAGCGACAGUAGAACUGUUGUUUCCAGUAAGGGGAAGUAUAUGUCUGUGUCUAGGGAGGUAGCCUGUAUGUUUACCCACCUAAAAACAUGUUGGUGUUUCUGAUACUGUUCUUUUCCUAAAUGUUUGUUUUAAGUAAUUAAAUGAAAAAAAAAAAAGUGUUUUGAUAAAUUAAGUUUGAGACAUGCAAAAUCCAAGAAAUGUAGUUAUUCUUAACCCUUUAUCUUGGACCUGUGCUGUGGUGCCUUUGGUGUGACUUUUUCCAUGGAAGUAUGAGUUGAGGAUAGCAGGAUAUGGGUACUAAUUUUAUAUUUCUUGAAUUUCUCUGUGUCACAAUCUUAACAUUAUUUAAAUCUAGUUAUUUGUAUUUGUAAAUGUAUUAAAAUGGUUUGAGUUUACCAAAGAGUGACUUAUCCAAAAUUGUCUCUGACAAACAAAAACAACAACAUCGCUUUGAUUGUACAGGUUCAGGUUCAAAACAUUGUAACGGGACUGUUAAGGAGCAGGAAAUGAUCACUUUUUGUACAAAAUCAUGAUUCAGCAGUUUGCAAGUUGGGCUUGCUCCUGUUGGUGUGGAUAUGCCAUUGACCCUCCCCACUGCUAGCAGUGUCAAUAAUGAUCAAGCCAUAACACGGUGCUGUAGAGUCCCGCAGGGCUUCGAGGGACGCGCACGUGGGCGAGCGCGGAACGUCACCGAGCGUCACAGUGACAUUACAGCGCGUGUGACUCUGGUAGGAAACGAACUUCAGACCUGGCAGCAGCAAUUAAAUUGUGCCUUGUCGCAUAACGGUGUGCCAGGAUGAUGUUGUCAUGAAACAUGAGGCAUUACCUGAUGGAAGUUCAUUUCACAAGGCCACCAAAUCAGAGGAUGCUGUGUUAGUUCAAGCGAGUCGUGGAAGUACUGUACAGUGUCUUGUGUCUGUACAGUUUUACGUUAGCACAGAGCUGUUACACAUUUCAUUUACAAUAAAUGCAGAAGUCAAUAAAAUACGUGAAGAAAUAUUUGACAGCAAAAUAAAUCAUGAAAUUAUAUAGGCUGGUUCAUAAUUGAGUCUCUUCUUAAUCUACCUUUUGAUUAUAGACAAAUGUGAAAACAGUGACAGUGUCCUUUCCUCUAUAUGUUUAACCUAUUAUGACAAACUGUGAAAAUAAAGGAUUUUAUACCUUUGCUAAUGUUUGUGGUUUUAAACAGUUAUUCUAGUUUUCUUAAUCAGUUAUCUUCCAUAUUAUUUCUUUUAAACUUGUAAAUACAUUUAGAAAAUGACUUUGUAAAUACUUACAGUAUAUCAAAAGUUCAGUUUGGUCACUAAGGCCUCAAGAUUGGCUCUGCUUUUUUAGUGUGAAAUCUCUCGAUAGCAUAAAGGAUACUGUCAGUUCACUGUUCAGCAGAAUAUACUGUAGGCCUAAAUUGAUAGUUCUUAACGCAGUCUUCCCCGGCAUAAAUCCACGGUUUAUGCUGAAGCCUUUGGUUUUCUUUUAGACAAAGCAAGGAGGCCUCUUAAUACGUUUAGGCUGAAUUAUGGGAAGAACAGCAGGAAUAAAAUCAAGGGCUGGGAAAAGAUUGAAUGAGCUUUACCUUAAUAUAUAUAUAUAUCUAUAUCUAUCUUAUUUGAAUUUUUGUAUUAGUUUACUGUGAUUCUUUUAUUGUCAUUUUUCUAAACAGGUUUCACAUGAAACCAUUGAAAGGGACUCAAAUAUGCAACACCUAAUCUAUUUUCCAAGGGAAUUUUACCCUUGAAUGGUGCUUUUUGACUGGUCAGGGUUAUUUAUUAAAUUUUAUAUUUGAAAGUAUUUGGGGAAUUAUGUAAAUUCUUUAUAUGAAUCUGUUUAUUUCAUGAAUUGUAAAUUUCAUAAUACUCAGUGAUUGAAUUGGAAGUUUAGUAAAGUCAUUCAAAAUGUUCAAAGUUUAUAAUCUGUGUGCAUUUUACAUAUAUUUUAACAAGUGCCAGAAUAGUUGUAUUUAAUAUUGUAGAUUUAAUACUACUUGCACAUCCCUGUGACAGCAUUAACUUAAGUUAUGCAAGUUUACAUUUAAAAAAAAAAAAAAAGCUAAACAAACAAGUAAGCCUGGGACAUGUGUUCCUGUAUUUCUUCAGGGGGUGUAAAGCGAAGUAUCAGUAACUGAGCAGGUUUGCUCCCGGUUUACGUCAGUAACUCCUGGGGUGGUGGAUACAAUAAACUGCUGUCUCUCCAUGUACAUGUGCUACAGAUCCAGCCCGGGACUUGCCCUGCGAGCCCCCGGCUGCCGGUCGGAUUAGAGGUAGGGCUCUUGCACGAUUUUAACAGUGUUUGUUUCUGACUGAAAAAUUGUAUUUUUAAAUAACUUUUAUUUGUAUGGUUGUUUUUCAUGAUAAAUAAUUGAACAGUUUGAAUGACUUGACCUGGUGUCAUUAUCUUGCAAUAUAAACCGGUAACCUCACAACUCCACACUUCAUCACCAUAUGAAGUAAAUGAAGCUAGCUAAGCUGAUGCUGUAACAAUUAAUAACUUGCCAUUAAGGAUUAUUUUAUAGCAUGAAUUUUAAAAUAUUUAUUCAAAUGAUAUUUUACUCUUGUAUUCACUUUGUUUUUAGAUUUGUGACAUGAAUAUUUCAGUGCUGCUUUAUUUUGUUCUGAUGAAUUUGUUUCUUGCUUGUAAAUUGCUUUUUUUAUGGUAUAAAGUCAAUGGGAAUUGCUGUUUGUAAAUUAAAAUGCUUCUAGAGCAAA
Molecule: messenger RNA, 13116 nt
Organism: Athene cunicularia (burrowing owl)
Lineage: Eukaryota; Metazoa; Chordata; Aves; Strigiformes; Strigidae
Gene: ZBTB34
Product: zinc finger and BTB domain containing 34
Exons: 2
Coding region: 6829-8391 (520 amino acids)
Biological process (GO): regulation of transcription by RNA polymerase II
Molecular function (GO): RNA polymerase II cis-regulatory region sequence-specific DNA binding; protein binding; DNA-binding transcription factor activity, RNA polymerase II-specific
Source: RefSeq, a predicted model, not a curated record